GAACAGUAGAUAUACGCAGAACGUCUAAUGGAUUAAUACUAGUCGGAUGCGACGCUGGUAUGUAUUUGACUGGCGAGACGUUCUAUCAUAGGUAUCGGCGGAAAUUUCUACUGGCAGGCAUGCUAUUUUGUGCAACCACACGAACACGGAACGCGGUUUCCUUCUCGUUCUGGUGGAGCGACUCCGGAAGGAGAUCUGAGUUCACCAUUUUGAAGACUCGUAAACAAGAUGGGUGUACAUUCACUUGUGUUCGCAUGAUGCCACAUGAAAGUGAGUGGGUAAUGUGCGACAGGCCGAGCUGUCUCAGCUAGCUCAGUGCUUCUCAAGACUGAACUUCGAAGGCAGCUCUGCUUUUACAACUGACUGCAGACGGUAGAAAAAUCAAUUCAAGGCUUCUGCUUUGCUACAUGUUGUAUAUAGCGCAUUCUCGUACCAAGACGCUGAUUGAUAACCUCCGAGAUUGAGAUA
This is a messenger RNA of Desarmillaria tabescens, 468 nucleotides long. RefSeq lists its product as uncharacterized. NCBI's taxonomy places the organism in Eukaryota, Fungi, Basidiomycota, Agaricomycetes, Agaricales, Physalacriaceae. The record is from RefSeq and is a predicted model, not a curated record. Bases 60 to 311 code for a protein of 83 amino acids. The transcript has 3 exons.